AUGUCAUCGACACGGCAACGGCGGCCAGUGAGCAUCGCUGAUUGGCUACUUGUCCAUCCCCACCCCUUUCCCUCCCCCCCUCUCUCCUUUCCCCUAACCCCAACCCCAGUGAAACGGGAUCGCUUUAGGCGGAGGUGCCGCACGUUAAGCCGCUUGCCGGCUUUUGUCCAUCACUCAGGAGCUGUCGCUUUACCUGAGUGUCGACUAGUUUGUACCUGUGAAAGGAGGCUCGAGGAGAGUGCAGGAAAGGGGAGAGACCUUCUGAGUCACAACAUUUCAUCCGAGGCAGCCCUUGAAAUCACAGGAGUUAAAGACAGAAAUAAAACUAGACAAGAUCGUAACCUUCAGCUAAAUUAUCAGGUUGAGCAGCUGGAGAAGACAAAUCGUACUUUGGAGAGACAAAUCCAUGGCUUGUUGCAAAGUAAAGAAGAUGUGUCUGACCAAGUGAAGAAACUGAUCAACAGAAACCAGGAGCUCUCCAAGGAACUUAAUGAUAUCAAUCGAUUAGCUGAGAAACUUGAAAAGGAAAAGGAAUUGGCACUCUCUGUUGCUUGUAAUGAAAUAAAGGUAGCUGAGGUGGGUUAGAAUUUAUCCACAUAAUAGAUUUUGCUUUAAACCUUUUUAUAACAAAGGAAAAUCCAUUGCUACUUUUAACAGUAUAGUUAUGGCUUCAGUUCAAAACUUGGAAAUCAUGUAUUUUAUUCAUUUUAGAAAUUGUAUACCAUUGAAUAUUAAACUAGCAACCAAGGGCAGUGGAUAUAUCUGUAAUCCUGGUAUGCACUAUGCUAUUAUGCUAUAGAUAUUGACUUUAAAAAUCUUAAAAUAUUUUUGCACUCUUAAAAUUACGUUCAGGAUAACCAUCUAACAUCUAUGGCUGUAAAUGUUUAAAUUAAUUGUUGAAAAGACUUUAUGUCUGGGUGUGGCAAAGUGCACUUCUGAAAUUGUAAAUCAGACAAUGCUACUGAUUUCAUUAUAUUGACAAAUGGAUUGAGCUGAAAGUUCCUGGGACUAGAAUGCAUGAACCUCAAUGGAAUAAAGAUUUGUACUCAA
Messenger RNA from Rhincodon typus (whale shark), 1050 nucleotides. Its product is annotated as centrosomal protein of 135 kDa-like. The record is from RefSeq and is a predicted model, not a curated record. Lineage: Eukaryota; Metazoa; Chordata; Chondrichthyes; Orectolobiformes; Rhincodontidae. Bases 1 to 585 code for a protein of 194 amino acids. The transcript is spliced from 4 exons.